CAGAUCAUUGUUAUUCCCAUAAUUUGACAAUCCCUUCCCAUCUGCCAUUCUCUCAUUUCAAACGUCAAAUUACUAUUGGUAACAAUCAAUUACUAACCAAAUUAAGAAAGGGUAAAGUUGUGUUGUGUACUUGAUAUGCCUUUAUAUUGUUCCACUUUGGGUGCAAGCUUCCCACGUAUCUUAGGACUUGGGAAGAGAAGUGAAAACUACACACAUAGUCAUAUAAAAACACCCUCCCAUUUUGGUUCUUGCUUUUUGUCUCUCAACAAUAAAUCCCCCAACACCCUUCCAAACCACAUUGCUUUUGUGUCAAAAUUAGACCAAAGUUUUUCUUCACCAGUGAUGGAGGAGGAGGAUCACAAAAUGUUUGGUCUUGUCUCAGAACCAGAGGAAUAUUGCAAAGAGUUAGGUGUUGCUGUCAGAGCAGUUCAAAUGGCAUGCUUCCUCUGUCAGAAACUUCAAGACACUUUGAUUUCCAAGUCUCGGAGCAACAAUAAUCUCAAUUCUCCUCUCACAGUUGCAGGUUGGAGUGUCAAAGCAAUUGUCAGCUGGAUAUUGUUUGAGUGUUUAGGGAAUGAAAAUGUCUCAAUUGUAACCGAAAAAGAGGUUCGGACACUAUCCAGUACUAAUGCAUCUGAACUGUUGGAAGCUGUGGUUAAAACUGUGAAUGAAUGUCUAGCUGAAGCGCCUCGAUUUGGAGUUGAAGAACCAAAAUCAACCCUUGGAACUUCAGAGGUUCUUGAAAUCAUUAGUCGCUGCAACUCAGUUGGAGAUCCUUCUGGAAGAUUCUGGGCACUUAGUCCUCUUGAUGGAGGGUCUUCAUGUGGUGAUCAACAUGUUGUAGCUUUAUCACUCAUAGAGGAAGGAGAAGUUGUGCUUGGAGUUCUUGGCUGUCCUAACUACCCUAUGAGAAAGGACUGGUUUAGUUAUCAUCACAGCUAUCUUAGGAUGAUAUCUAAGUUGGCUCCUCCAACCUCUCAAACUUGGAAUAAAGGUUGUGUAAUUUAUGCUAAAAGGGGUAGUGGCAAGGCUUGGAUCCAACCACUGCUCCAUGUCAAUGAUAAGUUUGUGUGGCCAAACCAUGCAAAACAAGUUUCUGUCUCUUCCAUUGACAACCUAGAAAUGGCCACUUUCUGCCAACCAGUUGAGAAGGCCAAUUUAAGCCACUCUUUUGCUGAAGGGCUGGCUCACAGUGUUGGUUUCAGUAAUCAGCCACUGAGAGUAUACAACACGAUGAAAUAUACGGCAAUAGCAUGUGGGGAUGCUGAGGUUUUCAUAAAAUUUGCAAGAGCUGGUUACAAGGAGAAAAUAUGGGAUCAUGCAGCCGGUGCUAUCAUCAUACAAGAGACUGGAGGAAUGGUAACAGAUGCUAAGGGGCAUCCACUAGACUUCUCAAAAGGUUUAUAUUUCGAAAGGCUUGAUCGUGGCAUAGUUGCUUGUGCUGGAGCCACAUUGCAUGAAAAGAUCAUUGAUGCUGUUGAUGCUAGUUGGGCCUCUUCUUGUCUUUGAAACUGCUAGUAAUUUACAUGUAUAUGGGAUAUAUACUGUGAUUUUAUGUGAAUAAUGUAUAAUCUUUUCUUUGUUGAUGUUGUUACCAAUUUGCUAGGGCGAAAUUAUUUUUGUUUAAUAUGUUGUGGAUAAAAGGUUGUGGUUGUUACUUUGUAUUCUAAAUGACAUUUAUUAGGGUGAUGCUAAAUACACCCAGCAUUUUAAGUGAA
Messenger RNA from Glycine soja, 1718 nucleotides. RefSeq names its product PAP-specific phosphatase HAL2-like. The record is from RefSeq and is a predicted model, not a curated record. Lineage: Eukaryota; Viridiplantae; Streptophyta; Magnoliopsida; Fabales; Fabaceae. Bases 136 to 1509 code for a protein of 457 amino acids. Gene Ontology annotation, molecular function: 3'(2'),5'-bisphosphate nucleotidase activity. Gene Ontology annotation, biological process: sulfate assimilation; phosphatidylinositol phosphate biosynthetic process. The transcript is spliced from 3 exons.